Molecule: messenger RNA, 839 nt
Organism: Equus caballus (horse)
Lineage: Eukaryota; Metazoa; Chordata; Mammalia; Perissodactyla; Equidae
Gene: SCNM1
Product: sodium channel modifier 1
Biological process (GO): RNA splicing
Cellular component (GO): nucleus
Source: RefSeq, a predicted model, not a curated record
GACGCCCCGCCCUUGCUACGGUGGCCUGAAAGGAGUGGCGGAAGCGGUGCAACAGAAUCGUUUCUGGGGUUCACAGUUGUGAUGUCUUUCAAGAGAGAAGGGGACGAUUGGAGUCAACUCAAUGUGCUCAAAAAACGAAGAGUCGGGGACCUGCUGGCCAGUUACAUCCCAGAGGAUGAGGCGCUCAUGCUACGGGAUGGCCGCUUUGCUUGUGCCAUCUGUCCCCACCGACCGGUACUGGACACCCUGGCCAUGCUGACUGCGCACCGUGCAGGCAAGAAACAUCUGUCCAGCCUGCAGCUUUUCUAUGGCAAGAAGCAGCCAGGAAAGGGAAUGGAGCAGAAGCCAAGACAGCAGAAUGAAUUGAGGAGGGAAGAGACCAAAGCUGAGGCUCCUCUGUUAACCCAGACUCGGCUUAUCACCCAGAGCGCUCUGCACAGAGCUCCUCACUAUAACAGUUGCAGCCGCCGGAAGUACAGACCAGAAGCCCCUCGUCCCGUUGUCUCCCAUUCCCCUUUGCCACCCCGAGAGGUGGAACUCCAAAGUGGGCAGAUCAGCAGGGAACUGGAGCCUGGGGCUGGCCCACAGGCCAAGGAGUCAGCCACUGUCUCAUCCCCUGCACCUCUGAGCCCCAGAAGAAGACGAGCCCUGGAUCAUUACCUCACCCUUCGAAGCUCUGGAUGGAUCCCAGAUGGACGAGGUCAAUGGGUAAAAGAUGAGAAUGUUGAGUUUGACUCUGAUGAGGAGGAACCCCCUGAUCUCCUCUUGGACUGACACCCCCCUUUCCCCAUUCAAUUCAAAUAAACUACAGCGGGCGCUGGGAGCCUAACUUUGCUCAA